Molecule: messenger RNA, 1150 nt
Organism: Malus domestica (apple)
Lineage: Eukaryota; Viridiplantae; Streptophyta; Magnoliopsida; Rosales; Rosaceae
Source: RefSeq, a predicted model, not a curated record
AUGUGUGGGGAUACCCUAGAUUCAUCCAAAAAAUCGGCGCACAUCCACAGCCGCAGCCACAGCAGCAGCUACAACAAAAAUUCGCCACACCUUGGCACCUCACUCGAUACCCGUCGUACAAAAGCUUGCUUCAUACGAGAAUCCGCCACACCUUGGCACUUCACUCGACAUCUGUCGUACAACAGCCGAGUCGAACAGGCAGUAUCGACGAGAGAAGUGAAACUGAGGCGAGAAAUCGAGAAGCAGAGGUACGAGAACGCGCUGCUCGACGAGAAGCACGAGUUCGAGCGGCUCGAGAAGCUCAGAGCAGAGAAGGAGCUCAGGCUCAAGCUCUCACUGAUCAAGACGGAGGCGGUGAGCGAAAAGAACCACGGCGAGGGCAGAGAGGAAAUUUUGGAGCUCCGGACGCAGAACGAGGAGCUGGAGCGCCGCAUUUCGCGGCUGGAGAAGGGCGGUAAGACAUUGAGGAAGAGGGGUUUGAGUAACAGCAUCCAGAGAAGAAGGAGCUUCGUCUCCAUCUCUGCAGAAUCUCUCUGCUACUGCUCUGCAGAAUCUCGCAGUUCCAACGAUACCGCCGAAUCAACACGGCCCACCAAAAUCCCCAGUACCGCGAAGCAGCGGAUUUCAUUCUCUCCGAGGCCGCAACAUAAUAAAGGAAGAAAAGUCAACAAGGAGCAGCAACAUAAUAAUAAAAGGAGAAAGCAAAAGCAAAAAAUGAAGGUGCAGGGGAAAAGAGAACGACAAAAGCAAAAGGAAAAGUACAGCAGAAAAGAGAAAAGAGAAAAAAAGAAAAAAGACAAAAUUAUAAAGUUCCUAUUAUUACGAUUCUUUUUUUCUACAGGUGAAGAGCCAGAGUGUGCGACGAUGGAAAGCAGAAAGCAAAACAAGUCCACCGCCGAACAGUUCACACAAAAACCUUUUUAGUUGUCGUUUUCGUUGGAAAACAAAAACAAAAACCUGUACUCUUUCCCAGCUCUCUGUGAAAUCUGCCGCAGAAAACUCUCUCGGUUUCUGAAGAGUAAUCGGAAUCCGAUGGCGAACCUCAUGGUAGAGGACACGACUUCUGAGGACGAUCAGCUCGCCGCGAUGACGACGGAAGACAUCAUUAGAGCAACUCGUCUUCUCGACAACAAGAUCCGCGUACACAAGG